UUAGAGCAAUCUUUCACUGCUACCCUCUAAUUAUUUCCCCUUCCAUAAUUUUCUUCCCAGUUCUAAUUACUUCUCUUUGUGAUUCCUAUGGCUAUUGCUGAGGUUGUAUCAGCUCAAACUGCACUUCAUGAGGAGAAAACUGAAGAAACGGUCAAGGAUCAAGAAACAACAGUAGAAGAGAUAGUUGCCGAAGCUCCUGCGGCGGCGGAGCCUGUUGCCGAAGAGAAGAAGGAAGCCGAGAAUGCAGCCGCUGUUGAGGAAGCGGCGGCAACCAUAGAAUCUGAAGCCUCAGUUGAAGUUGAAACCAAGGAGGUGGUAGAAGAAUCCAAAGUUGUCAUCCAGGAGCCAGUGGAGGCGACUCCCAAGGAAACAGUGCCGAAGUCAGUUGCCGAGGAGGAGAAUAAGGAAGCCACAGAGCCCGCCGUUGAAACCAAAGAAACUGCAGAGCCUAGUGAAACACCAGCUGAACCCGAACCCGAAACAGAAUCCGCUACCGAAGCACCCAAAGAAGAAGCCGAGAAGGCAGAAGAAGAAUAAGACGAAGCAAAACCA
This is a messenger RNA of Hibiscus syriacus, 552 nucleotides long. RefSeq names its product cytochrome c1-like. Bases 88 to 537 code for a protein of 149 amino acids. The transcript has 2 exons. Lineage: Eukaryota; Viridiplantae; Streptophyta; Magnoliopsida; Malvales; Malvaceae. The record is from RefSeq and is a predicted model, not a curated record.